Molecule: messenger RNA, 4329 nt
Organism: Cimex lectularius (bed bug)
Lineage: Eukaryota; Metazoa; Arthropoda; Insecta; Hemiptera; Cimicidae
Gene: Bsg25D
Product: blastoderm-specific protein 25D
Exons: 23
Coding region: 159-3434 (1091 amino acids)
Biological process (GO): microtubule anchoring at centrosome
Cellular component (GO): centrosome
Molecular function (GO): calcium ion binding
Source: RefSeq, a predicted model, not a curated record
AGUCAGGCUAACUUCAAUGGCGGAUAUGUCAUUAGCCGUUUGUGUUUUGUUAUUGGAACCGUCGUCUCGGAAAUAAAAUGGCUCUUAUUCAGUUAAAGCGAUAAGACGUUUUUUUAGUCCCUUUCACCCAGUCGAGAUUGAGAACGGAGUGAAAUGCUAUGGAAUCUCUGCCCCGUGACCCAUAUGAGAGACAACUUUUGGAAGUGUUCAAAAGCUGCGACUGUGAUGGGAAAGGCCUGCUGGACAACGACGGGCUUUCCAAGCUGUGCGAGUUGCUCCACCUCGAAGACGGCAGGGAGGAGCUCAUGUCAUAUCUUCUACCCAACGGGAUUCCUUCCGCACCUUCUGUGACAUUCAACAAGUUCAGGGAUGCACUUUUGACCCUUCUUGGAGGUGUGAGGGAACAUGAAAACAGGUCUCCUUCACCGGUGCGAGAAGUAUCACCAAAAUACGUUUAUGGGGAAAAGAAAUACGGGAGGAGAUCACGUCCAGAGAGUAUAGAGCAGUUGGAUAUCAAUGAAAUGAAUGAUAAUUCUAACAGGAGCAAAGAUAUCCUAAAUUCUCUGCACUCUACUAGUCUCAAUAAUAUAACGCUGUGUUCAAGUGCUGAUUUAAUAACAGUUAAUGGAAAUUCUGAUGACUUACAAGAACUGGAACACCAGUCUGUAAAAAACAUGUUAAUUAACAAAGAAUGUGAAGUGAGCGGUGAAAGUGAGUUGAGGAAUGCUUGGGAAAGAUUAGGUGUCGGAAGAGAAGGAUAUUUACACCCAAAUGAAUUAGCUAUGAUUUGUUCUGCUGUUGGAAUGGAUACAAUGGCUGACCAGGUGGUGACACAAGUGUUUUCCACACUGCAGACAGACGAUGAAGGAAGAAUUUUAUUUGAAGAGUUUCUUGAACUGUUUCAUUCCAAAAGUGACGCUACGCUGCAAAGCCUCGAUGCAAAUCGAACACAGUUUUCAAAAUCACCCACAAUGGAUGUUAAUGAAAUCAGUGUGUCUGGAACUGCAAGAUUAUUUCAAGAACUGAAUAAUGCAAGGACACAACUUGAAGCGGUGACAGCAGAACGAGACAAGCUUAAGGCAGAUCUUGCAGAUGCCAAUCACAGAGCCACAAUAUUGGCCCAGGAAAUAGAUGAACACCAUGCAAGAAUUGAGAAAGCAUCACGGAACAAAAUUGAGCUUUUGGAACAAAAACAACAAGAAGAUAUUAAACAGCUAAAAUACCAAAUAUCAUUAGAAAAAGAUCAACUUUUGCAAACCAACCAAAGAUUAGAAAAAUCAUUAACAGAACACAUAGAACAAUUGAAUAACAUUUCAUCAGAACUGUCUGCUCUAAAAAUGGAAUGUGAACAUUUAGAAAAAGAAAACAGGAAUUUAAAUAGCAAAUUGUUUGAGAGUGAAACUCUCAAAAAGGAUUUUCAGGAACAAUUGGAGUGCAUGUCUUCCUUACAUCAAAGGGUCUAUGAACUGGAAUCUUUACAGGAGCAAUCAUCGGGUAUUGUAGAGAAAAUCAACAACUUAGAAGUGGAAAACAAAGAGUUGAGGGACAAAAAUGACGAAUUAACCAUCCAGUUGGAAAAUUUUCUCACUACAAACUUACAGAAGAAGGAACCACAUUUGGAUUGUAGCAGUGGGACAAAAAGAAGAGUUAAAUCGCCUGAAUUGUACACAGCAACCAGAAUGGGAAAAGUAAGACGUUGUUGCACAGAAACGGAUCUUACUGCAGCAAACAUAAUACAAAAUGCAGGUUUCCCCACAUCCACAUUAAAUCAAAAAGAUUUGGAUCUGGAGGAUGAAUCAUUUCCUCUUUCAUGUGAACAGACACAGGUGGAUGAUGAUAAAGAAAAGAUGAAAGCAUAUAUUGCUGUAUUAGAGGCAAAAAUUCAACUGCUUCAACAGAAGGAGUGGUUAUGUAAAUCCAAUUCAAGAGAUGGAGAUUCAAUUAACACUUUAUUAUCGGCAAACUCCACCCAGAUGACGUACACAAGCUGUGAGAAUUCUUAUGAUGCAAUGUUACCUGUGAAUUGUGAAAAUUCCCUGGGACGACUCAAUGCCCAUGUCGACACAGGUGUUCAAACCGAAUCCCCUUUGGGCUACCUUGAGAAACACUGCCAUGAACUUGAAAAUGAACUUGAAAGAGUGAGAGACAAAAUAAUAAAAAUUCUUUCGGAGAGAAGAGCGUGCUCUGAGGAGAAUUGUGUUUUAAAGCAGACCUUGCAGACAUUGAUGAAGAACAACCUCAAACCAGAAGACUGUGAUAACAACAUUUUGAAAGCUUCUUUAAAACUCCUGCCGAACCAGCCUAAAGACAUGUUCAUUAAUAAUUGUAACAUCGAAGAGGGUUCAGAGUGCCUUACAAUUGCCUUAACCCCAACUUCAGAGAAAGAAAACAGGGACGUGGAGUGCCUUAAAUGUAAAAAUAGUAAUAAUUCGGAAUUUGUCAACACACUUAAAGAGGAGAAUAAAAGACUUACACAGAUGUGCCAAGAAUUAGAAAACAGUCUUCAGUUAAUGAAAGAUGAAUAUGAAGAGACUGAAGAUUACUGGCAGAAAAAACUGGAAGAAGAAAGGAAACUUUACGAAAAAGAUCAAAGACAAAGUGAUGAAAAAUUCGCUGAUCUUGAGACCAAAAUUCAAGAAUAUGCAGAACUGUUAGCUUCUGAACAAUUCAAAAAACCGACUUUACCACCUAUUGAAGAAAAUGAGUUCCUAGAAAAACAAUUUACAGACUUGGAAGAAGAAUAUAAAUGUUAUAAAAGUGAAACAGAAGAACAGUUGAUUUUUAAGGAUGAAAAAAUCCAAAAACUGGAACUCGCAUUGGAAAAUGUCUGUAGAUUGCAACAAUCUGUAAGAGAUGAAAGUGUACAAACUAAUUUUGGUGAGCUGUCAAAACAUGGGUCAAAAAUCAGGCAAUCUUCUAGUGCACCGAAGUGGUCACAAACUGAACUCUGUUGGUGUGCAAGAGGCAAAGCAAAAGAAAGACUUAGAUCAGAAAUAGAAGAUCUUUGUCAUAGAAAGAGAAUGUUAUUGAAUCAAAUAGCAAGUCUCCAAGCAAAUUCACAGCUUGCCAGCCCUAGGAUGGACAACAUGCAGAUAUUUCAUUCACUAUCAAACCGAUUGAGGCAGCAGGAAAUGAGAUGCACUGACCUACAGUCUGCUCUUAAACAACAGCAGAAACAGACGGAAGAAAUUUUACAACGUGCUUGGGAAAGACAUAAAUUGGAUCUGACCACAAUUCAAAACUCACUUGUAGUCACUCAAGAAAAGCUUCAGCAACAAAAGAGAAAUACGAGACAGCAGCUUGAGAAGUUAAAUGCUGCAGAUGCACUUGUGAAGGAUUUGUGUUCUGAAAAUAGGAAUUUAGUCCAAAUGCUAAUGAGCUUAGAACACAAGUAUCAAUCAUUGUCACACUCAGCUCUGCCUAAUUCACUGUAAAACAUUCCGUCCUCUAUUUUAGAUUAAAGCUAUGAGAUCAUUGAAACAUAUCACCUGAUCGUUACUGGAAUUAGAAACGAUUGCUUCAAGCAAAAGAUCUGCAUGUGCCUGUUUCCUCCAUGAGUACAGGAAGAUGACAAUGUCUGUAAGCAGUACUAGAUUUAAGCUUAUUUCCUUAUUUUAUUUAUUGUUUGUGUAUUUACGUAUAAGAUUAGAUUUGGCUAGAUGUGUUUUGUUUUUGUACAAAUAAUUCUCAAACUGUUACAGUGAAAUAGCCAUUUAGAUAUGUUAUUCUGUGUUGUUAAUAUUAAUUUUUAUUGUUAUGUUUUAUUUGUAAAAUUUUCUAGAUGUUAUAAUAAUGUACAUAAUUAGAUAAGUAAAUCAACAUACGAUUAGUCUUUUUUUCUGUUUAAGUACCUUUGAUAUUUGAAGGUUACUCAGAAAUGAUGCCUUAAUAAAAUCAUAUUUACCUUAUAAAUUAAUUAUAUUUUUAAUAGACAUAAAUUUUUGAAUUGCCUAAAUGCUCAAAGUGAUGCCAUCAAGAGUGAUAAUUAUUAUUUCUACACAGAAAUUUUGGAUUUUUAAACAAUAUUGCCUAAGUUAAACCAAAGAAAACUUUUUAAACCUGUUUCAAGGAUGGUCUUACUUAAUUUUAAAAUAAUCAUACUGUUUAAGGGCCCAAAGUGUUUUGUAAAAUAUUCAUUGUAUUCUUUUUAAAAUAAUUUAAUUGAAAAAAUGAUAUUCUUAACAAAUAAAGGUUAUCUAAGUAAUGUAUAAGCAAUAGAACUUAGAACAUACAAAUAUAUAUUUGGAUUCUAAUAGCAAGUGCCUCAACACAUAGUUAUAAUCUGAUAAGUACCAAAGAAAUAAUAAAUGUUAUUGUCAUUGUUGAUGA